AUGGCUCCGUUUGAAGUAUUGUAUGGACAUAAAUGUCGAUCACCCUUGCAUUGGAGUGAUGUGGGUGAGAGGAAGACUUUGGCCCCUGAUAUUCUAUUGGAAGUAGAGGAAAAGGUGGGUGACCAUGUUUUCCUGAAAGUCUCGCCGUCCAGAGGGAUUCGCAGAUUUGGAGUUCGUGGAAAGCUCAAUCCACGAUUCGUUGGCCCUUUCGAGAUUUUGGAGAGAGUUGGGCCAGUGGCUUACAGGAUUGCACUACCCCCACGACUUGCCGAUAUUCACGAUGUGUUCCACGUCUCGGCUUUGAGAAGAUACGUGUUUGACCCCUCACAUGUAAUUGACUUCACUCCGCUGGAGUUGGGCGAGGACCUGAGAUACGAGGAACGACCAGUACAAAUUCUUGCUCGUGAGACGAAAGAAUUGCGCAACCGGGUCAUACCAUAUGUAAAGGUGCAAUGGAGUAAUCACGAGAAGCGUGAGGCGACUUAUAAGCCAGAGGCUAUGAUGCGAGAGUCCAACCCCUACUUGUUUUGA
Molecule: messenger RNA, 531 nt
Organism: Ananas comosus (pineapple)
Lineage: Eukaryota; Viridiplantae; Streptophyta; Magnoliopsida; Poales; Bromeliaceae
Exons: 2
Coding region: 1-531 (176 amino acids)
Source: RefSeq, a predicted model, not a curated record